This is a messenger RNA of Colletotrichum godetiae, 573 nucleotides long. RefSeq lists its product as uncharacterized. Bases 1 to 573 code for a protein of 190 amino acids. The record is from RefSeq and is a predicted model, not a curated record. Lineage: Eukaryota; Fungi; Ascomycota; Sordariomycetes; Glomerellales; Glomerellaceae. The transcript has 2 exons.
AUGACUCGAAGCAACAAAACUCACUCGGCAUCAAACAAGCGGUCUCAUGUCUCGAGCAGCCACUCCUCAUCAUCGGCCUCCUACUCCUAUGGCCAGCACUCCUCCAUGGGAAGCAGCCACGGAAAUCCUGGGUCCUACGCUCGUCCAAACGGGUCUGGAAACUGGUAUCCGGAAUCAAGCGGCCCAUCUCAGAGUGGGUACGGGCAGCAGGCGGGCAACCACGCCAACUCUUACCGCUCAAACGACUCUCAGGCCUCUGGAGCUGGCAGCUUUGGUAGUUCCAAUAAUCAGCCACGCCUGCAAGAACCAGGUUGGUCUCCGGCAGAGCGACAAGCCUACUCUCAAGGCCAUCCUGGACUGCCGAUAUCCCGUGCCCAGCCACCUCAGCGAAACCACGAUGCGGUGCUCAGAGAUGUCAAUGUUCUAGUGUCCGGCUACGGCCAGCGGCCCCCGUCGACACAGACGUAUCCCUAUGCCACAGAGCUCAACGAUGACUUGGACAUCCCAAGCAGCAGCCGCCAGAAUAGCUCAUCAUCUCGCCGGGAUACUACCAGUCGGUCUUCCCGGCGGUGA